CCAGUCAGUAGAGGGUGAGCCAGGCGUGCGUGCACACUGUAGGAAGAUGGCAAUUUUCGGACGUUCCCUGGCAGACGACAGUAUUGUCCACUACAGCCAUACAUGGACGGCCCUGUUGUUUCUACUGUUGGCCUUGUUUACCUGGGUCCUGCCCUUGUUUCUUCCCAGCGGCCAUCAUUCAGGGGAAGCUACCGAUACAAUGUCUGUACAUUGCUACGCUCCGGCCCAAUUUACUAACGAGCAAGUAGCAUACACAAAUGCUAUCUGUGGCGCAGCGUACAAGAAAGCUGUGUCUCCCGCCAACGUGAACAACUCUGAUUCCACGUCUGCUGCCAUCUUGUAUAAACUGAAGACGAAUGACGAGAGCCAAAUCUCGCGAGACCAGACACGGUUCGGUGCUAAAGAUGAGCCACCACAGAACUCUUCAGACUCUGCACGUGUAGUGGACUCACAAGGCGAAUCUUUGAGGUACUUAACCUCCCACAUACCAGUUCUGUUGUUUGUCUUUGCCGUGUGUCUGAAACUCACCCAGGUGUUGUGGGGGAUGUACUCACGCUGCUGUGGUGUCAACGUUCAGAAAACUCUAGAAAACGUUCACAAGAUUUCAACAGCUCCAUCAGAGCCUCGAGCCAAGCUGAUGGAGGGGGUCUGGGGCUCUCAUGUUCCUUCCUGCUGGACCACCGUGGGGUUCCUGGUGUACAGACUUGCACUGUGUAGUGUGUCAGUCUGUCAGCUAGCAUUCAUUUACUGCUACCUUCAACCGGAAGUCGGCCAUCUUGGAUCGCAUUCUACCUCCUCGCAUCAGGACUACUACGACACUCCCCUGAUGUGUAAGUUCAGCUUAAUUCGGCUCGGGCGUACAGAGGCCUACGCCAUUCAGUGUGUUUUUACUCAAAGCCCGGCGCAACCUGAGCUGACCUACGACACAACCUACGCCAUCUACGUCUCGUUAUCCGCUGCUCUAGUGUUUGUCCUAGCGUCCUUGUCCAUCCUGAACAUCGCAAACCUGAUCACGUGGUUGCUCAGACUGUGGUCACGCCCCUGCAGACGUCACGUGAGCAGGCAAGACAACCUAGCUACCGAUGUUUACCUUAUUCUAUUUUUAGCGCGAGACAACUUUGGCCAGCAGACGGCAACAGAACUGGCUGACAGCUAUCAGAGGGGGACAGAAUCUCUGGGAGACGGGUCAAUGGAGCUAAAGACUGCUGAAGCUUAAGUCUACAUCUCGCUGAUUUUCUACCCUUUUUGUAAUGAUCAGCUUCUCACUUUCUGUCAAUAUACUUACACUAUAUUCAUCAUUUUCUGUUAAUACAGUUAUAUUACAUUCUUCACAU
This is a messenger RNA of Physella acuta, 1334 nucleotides long. RefSeq lists its product as uncharacterized. The record is from RefSeq and is a predicted model, not a curated record. Lineage: Eukaryota; Metazoa; Mollusca; Gastropoda; Physidae.